Messenger RNA from Penicillium brevicompactum, 1401 nucleotides. RefSeq names its product HoxN/HupN/NixA family nickel/cobalt transporter. Gene Ontology annotation, cellular component: plasma membrane. Gene Ontology annotation, biological process: nickel cation transmembrane transport. The record is from RefSeq and is a predicted model, not a curated record. NCBI's taxonomy places the organism in Eukaryota, Fungi, Ascomycota, Eurotiomycetes, Eurotiales, Aspergillaceae. The transcript is spliced from 7 exons. Bases 1 to 1401 code for a protein of 466 amino acids. Gene Ontology annotation, molecular function: nickel cation transmembrane transporter activity.
AUGGCCUCCGUCGACCCCGCUGCAACACCUGCGGAUUCGCGCAGCUUGGACAGUGACCGGAAAUGGAGUCUCCAGCCUCUACUUCGCAGUGCGGAGCGCUCGCAUAGCAAGAUGCCGGGAAUUAGAAAAAUCCCGCUCCGUGCUAUUGGAAUCAUUGCCUUCAUUGCGUUCUUGAACAUUAUUGUUUGGGUUGCGGCUGGUAUUGUACUGAGCUAUCACCCGUCUCUUGUGUCUACGGCUGCUCUUGCCUAUUCACUUGGGUUGAGACAUGCCUUUGAUGCCGAUCACAUUUCAGCCAUCGAUUUGAUGACAAGAAGACUUCUGGCGACGGGACAAAAGCCUGUGACCGUGGGCACUUUCUUCUCUCUGGGACAUUCAACAAUCGUGAUCAUCACAUCUAUUGUCGUGGCGGCGACCGCUGCAGCCGUGUCCUCGCGCUUCGACAAAUUUAGCACCAUUGGUGGAAUCAUCGGCAGCGGUGUCAGUGCUGCUUUCUUGAUUCUGCUCGGUGUGAUGAAUGCGUAUAUUCUAUACAAGUUGAUCAAGCAAAUGCAGAAAGUCUUCAGUCUCCCUGAAGGCGCAGAGGAUGAAGCUUGGAAAAUCGAGGGUGGAGGAAUUCUCUUCUCGGUUCUGAAGAAAAUGUUCAAAUUGAUCGAUCGACCAUGGAAAAUGUACCCUCUCGGUAUCCUUUUCGGUCUCGGUUUCGAUACCUCUUCCGAGAUCGCUCUUCUCGGAAUCUCGUCUAUCGAAGCCGCGAAAGGAACUUCUUUCUGGGUGAUCCUCAUUCUCCCGGCUCUUUUCACCGCUGGAAUGUGUCUUCUGGACACAAUCGAUGGAGCUCUGAUGUUCUCCCUGUAUAUCCAACCAGCGGCCAACUUCCUUCCAGCAAAGCCAGAUGCAGAGACAGCAUCCGUGGCCAGUGAUCCUGACGAGCUGCCACAGUCACACAACAACCACCGCGACCCAGUGGCUUUCUUGUACUACUCGAUCGUGCUCACGACUUUGACCGUCAUUGUUGCUAUCGUCAUCGGUGUGAUUCAACUGCUUACUCUCAUUCUCAACGUGACCGAUGCCGAAGGCAGUUUCUGGGAUGGCGUGCAAGUUGCCGGUGACUACUACGACGCUAUCGGCGGAGGUAUCUGUGGUUGCUUCAUUGUGUUUGGUGGGCUCAGCGUGCUGGUUUAUAAGCCUUGGCGCCGGUGGAUGGACCAGAAGCAUGGCAAGAAUGCUGUACGUGAUGGGGACGUAUAUCAAGAUGAGGAUGAAGGCCCUGAACAUGCAACCGUCACUCAGACAGGUGGUCAGUAUGGAAGCACUGCCGAGGUUGUUGGGAAGGGUGCUUCGCCCCGGGUGAAUGUGCAGGAGAGCCACGAGCCCACGCUCGAAGAGCACGUUGUCUGA